GAUCAUUUUGAUCCCGUUCAACAUGGCAGACGAUGCAACGAGAAAAGCAGUGUCUGACAUUCCACUUUUGAAAACCAACUCCGGUCCACGAGACAAGGAGCUGUGGGUACAGCGGCUCAGAGAGGAGUACCUCGCACUGAUCAAGUAUGUGGAAAACAACAAGGUAGCUGACAAUGACUGGUUCCGCUUGGAGUCCAACAAAGAGGGAACAAGGUGGUUUGGAAAGUGCUGGUACAUCCACGACCUGAUGAAGUAUGAAUUUGACGUAGAGUUUGAUAUCCCUGUGACAUAUCCCACGACUGCCCCUGAGGUGGCUAUCCCAGAGCUGGAUGGCAAAACAGCUAAAAUGUACAGGGGUGGAAAGAUCUGUCUGACUGACCACUUCAAGCCCUUGUGGGCGAGGAACGUACCAAAAUUCGGGCUGGCUCAUCUGAUGGCCCUGGGGCUGGGUCCCUGGUUGGCUGUGGAGAUUCCUGACUUAAUCUCCAAAGGAAUCGUCGUGCACAAAGAACAGCAGAACAGCUGAGACUGGAGACAUGCUGACCUUUCGGCUCCACAACCCUGCUGCCCCGAGAGAUACAACAAGCCUACACCUACCCCUCCUGUGAGACUCCCAGUACCAGCUCAGUCAUUAAAAUUGCAUACUGGGCCACGCCUGUCUCCAUUCGAGCUGCAACUCCUACGCUCUCAUGACAUCAAUGCUAAUAAUGUUGCAGUCAUCAACAGCUCUUUGUAUGGAGGACCAAAUGAAAGCAUGUAAGAGUAGAGAAAGAGAUGAUUGGAAGAUGGUAUUAUUGACAACACAGAUGUUUAUUGCACUUGUCUUAAACCCGGUGUUCAGAAGGAUGCCAUCAUUGUCUGUGCGUACUCUUUGUUUCUCCUGUGGCCUACUCUAGUAAGUCAAUAAACACUCACUAAAUGCCACCUGAA
Messenger RNA from Osmerus eperlanus (European smelt), 930 nucleotides. RefSeq names its product ubiquitin-fold modifier conjugating enzyme 1 (gene ufc1). The coding region runs from base 23 to 526 and encodes 167 amino acids. Gene Ontology annotation, biological process: protein K69-linked ufmylation. The record is from RefSeq and is a predicted model, not a curated record. The transcript has 6 exons. NCBI's taxonomy places the organism in Eukaryota, Metazoa, Chordata, Actinopteri, Osmeriformes, Osmeridae. Gene Ontology annotation, molecular function: UFM1 conjugating enzyme activity. Gene Ontology annotation, cellular component: cytoplasm.